ACCUUCCAGUAUAGUCGCAGUCCUUCCUCUCCCCUCCUUUAUACACUCUCUUCCCCCCCUUCCUCCGCUCAUAACAAGAGAAAGGCUAUUACUGCUGCUGCUAUCCCGACCCAAUCCAAGACUAUUGUUCUCUUUAAGCCAUGAAUCCGGAUAAGUACACCCACAAGACCAACGAGACCAUCGUCGCCGCCCAUGAGCUCGCCAUCAACAACGGCCACGCCCAGAUCACCCCCCUUCACCUUGCCAUCGCCCUCAUCGGCGACGCCGGUGGCCUCUUCCGGCAGGCCAUCUCCAACGCAUCCGGCGGCGCCGGCGACUCCACCGUCGCCUCGGUAGAGAGCGUCCUCAACCGCGCCCUCAAGAAGAUCCCCUCCCAGCACCCGCCGCCGGACGAGGUCCCGGCUUCCACCUCGCUCAUCAAGGUCUUCCGCCGCGCCCAGUCCUCCCAGAAGAGCCACGGCGACACCCACCUCGCCGUCGACCAGCUCAUUCUCGGCCUCCUCGAGGACUCCCAGAUCUCCGACUGCCUCAAGGAGGCCGGCGUCAGCGCCGCCCGCGUACGCUCCGAGGUCGAAAAGAUUCGGGGGAAGGAGGGCAAGAAGGUGGAGAGCGCUUCUGGCGACACCAACUUUCAGGCGCUCAAGACCUACGGCCGGGAUUUGGUCGAACAGGCGGGGAAGCUCGACCCGGUGAUCGGCCGGGACGAGGAGAUCCGCCGCGUAAUCCGAAUUCUCUCGCGCCGGACCAAGAACAAUCCCGUCCUCAUCGGCGAGCCCGGCGUCGGCAAGACGGCUGUCGUGGAGGGCCUCGCCCAGAGGAUUGUGAGGGGUGACGUCCCGAGUAACCUACUAGAUGUUCGACUCGUGGCUCUUGACAUGGGCGCCCUCGUUGCGGGCGCGAAGUAUCGGGGUGAAUUCGAGGAGCGACUCAAGGCUGUGCUCAAGGAGGUCGAGGAGGCUGAAGGCAAGGUCAUCCUCUUCAUCGAUGAGAUCCACCUCGUGCUUGGCGCUGGACGCGGUGAGGGCUCCAUGGAUGCUGCGAAUCUAUUCAAACCGAUGCUUGCUAGAGGGCAGCUUCGGUGCAUUGGAGCGACGACGCUGGAGGAGUAUAGGAAGUACGUGGAGAAAGAUGCUGCCUUUGAACGAAGGUUCCAGCAAGUCUAUGUGGCUGAGCCCAGUGUGGCAGACACCAUCAGCAUACUUCGAGGGUUGAAGGAGAAGUACGAGGGGCACCAUGGUGUUCGGAUUCAGGACCGGGCUCUUGUGGUCGCCGCCCAGCUCUCAGCCCGAUAUAUUACUGGCCGACACCUGCCUGAUAAGGCCAUUGAUCUGGUUGAUGAGGCUUGUGCUAAUGUGAGGGUGCAGCUUGAUAGCCAGCCAGAGGAAAUUGAUAACUUGGAAAGGAAGAGAAUUCAAUUGGAGGUCGAAUUGCAUGCGCUCGAGAAGGAGAAGGAUAAAGCAAGCAAAGCCAGGCUGUUAGAGGUUAGGAAGGAACUGGAUGAUCUGAGGGAUAAGCUGCAACCACUGAUGAUGAAGUACAGGAAGGAGAAGGAAAGAGUUGAUGAGAUUCGAAGAUUGAAGCAUCGCCGUGAGGAGCUUCUCUUUACUCUGCAGGAGGCAGAGCGGAGAAUGGAUUUGGCCCGUGUUGCGGACCUACGUUAUGGAGCCUUGCAAGAGAUUGAUGCAGCUAUUGCAAGGCUUGAAGGGGAUACUGAUGAGAACUUGAUGUUAACUGAAACAGUUGGGCCUGAACAGAUUGCAGAGGUCGUGAGCCGAUGGACUGGCAUUCCAGUAACCAGGCUGGGCCAAAAUGAGAAGGAAAGGCUGAUUGGCCUCGGAGAGAGGUUACACAAGAGAGUUGUUGGCCAGGACCAGGCAGUUGAUGCGGUGGCGGAGGCUGUGUUGAGGUCAAGGGCUGGUCUUGGUCGGCCACAGCAACCUACAGGCUCCUUCCUCUUCUUAGGUCCCACCGGUGUUGGUAAAACAGAGCUUGCCAAAGCUCUUGCUGAGCAACUCUUUGAUGAUGAGAACCUCCUGAUCCGCAUUGAUAUGUCAGAGUACAUGGAGCAGCAUUCGGUUGCCCGACUCAUUGGUGCACCACCAGGAUAUGUUGGCCAUGAGGAGGGUGGACAGCUGACAGAGGCUGUGAGGAGGAGGCCAUACAGUGUCAUCUUGUUUGAUGAGGUGGAGAAAGCACAUGUUGCUGUGUUCAAUACCCUUCUUCAAGUCCUUGAUGAUGGUAGAUUAACUGAUGGCCAAGGACGGACAGUUGACUUCACCAAUACAGUAAUUAUCAUGACUUCAAAUCUUGGUGCAGAGCACCUCCUUGCAGGAAUGGUGGGCCAAUCUUCGAUGCAGAUUGCGCGAGAACGAGUCAUGCUGGAGGUGAGGAGAUAUUUCAGGCCAGAGCUGCUUAAUCGGUUAGAUGAGAUAGUGAUCUUUGACCCUCUAUCACACAAGCAACUUAGGAAGGUCGCCAGGCUUCAGAUGAAGGAUGUUGCUGUCCGUCUUGCAGAAAGGGGCAUUGCUCUAGCUGUAUCAGAUGCUGCUUUGGAUGUUGUCCUAGCUGAAUCAUAUGAUCCGGUAUUUGGUGCCAGACCGAUCAGGAGAUGGCUAGAGAAGAGAGUGGUGACUCAACUGUCCAAGAUGCUCAUACAAGAAGAGAUUGAUGAGAACUCCACUGUGUACAUUGAUGCAGCUGUGGGGAAGAAAGAGCUGACGUAUAGGGUGGAGAAAAAUGGAGGGCUUGUGAAUGCUGCUACGGGGCAGAAGUCUGACAUCCUGAUUGAGAUCCCUCAUGGGGUGGUCAGGAGUGAUGCAGCCCAGGCAGUGAAGAAGAUGAAAAUAAUGGCUGAUGAGGAGGAUGCCGACAUGGACGACGAGUAGGUGCGAGCUACGUAGAUGGGAAAGGUUUGGUUUUUAAAAACAGUCUUAAGAGACAGAUCUGAUUUUUUUUUUUAUUUUUUUUUGUUAUGCACCGUGACUCUUUUAGACUUCUUGAUCAAACUGUGGGAUAAACCUCUUAGCUUUGGGAUGGCAAGUCGAUGCAAGUAGAACGUUUUGUUCGCGUAUAGUUUGGAAAGAAAAUUUUCAGUACGCUUACCAAUGUGUCAUCUUGUUUGUUGACGUUGUCUGCUCGAGUGCCAUCUCAUCAUAGGGUUUAGAUUUUUAUUCUCUUGGGGAUAGUUUCUUUGGUUUUGUAAGCUUGUUCAUUUGCGAACUGUAUUGUGAAUAGGACAGAUGGCACAGGACACAGAUCUUCAGAGACAUUUGCUGAAGAAAGGUGAAUGGGUUCGACUGAGCGAUUUUGACUUGGAUCUUCAAGGAUUGUGCUAUGGCCCAGUCUAGUCUCGGGUUUGGCAAGAAAUUAACUUUGUGCAAACUGUAUAGCAGUCCUGAAUGGCAGCAGCGGGCCUGGAACUUCAGGGAUUGUGCCUUUGCCAAAUCUGAUCUCAGUUGUGGCAAGCACUGUACACACGGUCCAACAGCCAUGAACGACGGUAUUGCGAGGAGUGGAUUCAUGGUAUUGCGAGGAGCGGACGGUGAAGGAACGCAAGUGAUUAAUUUGAUGAGGAAAAAUUAUUCAGAAGUCCCUGUGCAAACAAUCUGGGGUAAUGCGUACAUGGCACUGAGGUGGCAGAAAGAGAAAAUUAUGCAGUUAGCCUGGAAAUGAUGUUUCAGACGUGAAAACAGAGGAACAGCGGGUUCGUUUAUGGUGGUUAGCAGUGGCAUGACCACUACAUAAAUAUGCUCAGCAUAGGCAUGGUGCCUAAGAUGGAUGAGUGACCAUAAAUACUGAGUGCCAGACGGAAAGCAAGAAUAACAAGCACAGGGUGAUGAAAUGAGUAUUUGUAGGUUCUGGCAGAAACAAGUCGUGACCCUCAGGUACACAUGCUUAAUCGUAGAGGCUGAAAUUAUGAGUUGGAGUGAUAUCUCUGUUGGAAAUUUGGUUUCAUAAAGCUAAUGUCAGUUAACGUCCUUGGCAGCUGUCAGAGGGUGUAAAAUGGUGCAAAAGCUGAUAUAGCAUUAAAGCUCAAAAAUAUGAAACUUUAAAUUAAAAAAAGGGCCAUCCCAGUCACGGACCAUGUAAUUUGAGGUUUUAAGUGGGGCGGAUUUGGUAUUCUUUGCACAAAGCGCUCCCUUAUGCUUGAA
Messenger RNA from Phoenix dactylifera (date palm), 4151 nucleotides. NCBI's taxonomy places the organism in Eukaryota, Viridiplantae, Streptophyta, Magnoliopsida, Arecales, Arecaceae. The record is from RefSeq and is a predicted model, not a curated record.